Paraphaeosphaeria sporulosa is the source of this 1507-nucleotide messenger RNA. Its product is annotated as NmrA-domain-containing protein. The transcript has 3 exons. Bases 328 to 1425 code for a protein of 365 amino acids. The record is from RefSeq and is a predicted model, not a curated record. NCBI's taxonomy places the organism in Eukaryota, Fungi, Ascomycota, Dothideomycetes, Pleosporales, Didymosphaeriaceae.
CCAGCCAACCACGACGCCUGCCGCCGGCCACCCGCGUCGGUGUCGCCAACCUCUUGAUCCCCGAAGCCGUCGGUUGCCAAGUCAGCAAGAUUACGGCACGGGCAUGAGGCAGCGUGGUGUGCCUCAGCGCUGGAUGCGUGCCUCCCUGCUAGGGCAGCCGCCCACCCAAUCCGGGCGCGGGGUGCAGCCUGCUGUCGGCGUUCAGGACGACGCGAACGUCCCACCCAUUUGCAACUGUGCCUCACGCGCGACUCAAAGAAGCUCAAAGAAGGUCGUGCCUGCAUCUUCGCUCCACCACGCUGAAAAAUCGUCUCGGGCUCGCUCGCAAUGAAGGCAUUCAAAAAGCUGCUCGGCCGCUCCUCCAAGAGCUCCAAAUCCACCACUCAACCCACCGCAGCUCCUUCCAAAGCUCAAUCGACUCCCACCACCGCAACCAAACCUCCUCCCGCAACAGCCACUACACCCGCAACCACCACCAUGGCCAAGCAAACCAUCGUCGUCUUCGGUGCUACUGGCAAGCAGGGCGGCUCCGUCGUCAAGACCAUCCUCGCCGACCCCAAGACCGCCGCCAAGUACCACGUCAAGGCCGUCACCCGUGACACCACCAAGGAGUCCGCGCAGAAGCUCAGGGACCUCGGCGCUGAGGUCGUCUCCGCCGACUUGAACGCCCCCGAGACCCUGGCUCCCGUCCUCGAGGGUGCCUAUGGCGUCUUCGCCGUCACCAACUUCCUCGAGAAGAUGGACGCCGCACCCGAGAUCACCCAGGGCAAGGCCGUCGCCGAUGCCGCCAAGGCUGCCGGUGUCCAGCACCUUGUUUGGUCUUCUCUCCUCAACGUCACAAAGCUCACCGAGGGCAAGCUCACCAACGUCCACCACUUCGACAGCAAGGCUCAGGUUGAGGAGUACAUCCGCGAGAUCGGUGUCCCCGCCACCUUCUUCCUCGCCGGCUACUUCAUGUCCAACCUGCCCGGCAUGUCCAUCUCUGAGCAGACCGGCUGGACCCUGAACCUGCCCACCACCAAGAACGCCCCGAUCCCUCUCUUCGACGCCGAAGACGACACCGGCAAGUUCGUCAAGGGCAUCUUCGAGAACCGCGAGAAGCUGCUCGGCCAGCGCGUCCUCGGCGCCACCGCCUACUACACCCCCGCGCAGCUCAUCGAGGAGCUCAAGGAAGUAUACCCCAAGACCUCCGCGUCGGCCGCCUACAACGAGCUCCCCGGCGACGUCUACAAGGGCAUCCUCGGCAGCUUCGGCCUCCCCGAGAGCUUCCAGCAGGAGAUGCUCGAGAACCACCAGCUCUUCGAUGUGGCUGGUUACUUUGGCGGCGAGAAGCUGGAUGCCAGCCACUCGAUUGUCGAUGAGCCCCUGACUACCUGGAAGGAGUACAUUAGCAAGAGCCCCGUCUUCGCUGCCGUCAAGAACUAGAGUGUUUGAGGUUUCAAUAGUAUAGAUAUCCGAGCUUUGUGGCUCAUCGGGCUAUGGCUAGUUAGAGUAAUGAAUUUCAUGU